AAGCCUUUCACUUAGUCAUGAGACGGCAGACGGCAAGUGGGCAAGUGAAACUCGACAAUGUGCGGGCGCAGGCCAUCAGAGAGGAACAUAUUCUGUUGAUAAACAUGUAACAUUGCAGUGCCUGUGAAAAUGUUUAUCAAAUAUUGUGAUGUGGUGCCAAAAUUGAUUAGUUUAGUUUUAUCAGUAGUUCUACUUAAAGAAUGCAAGUGCCUUGUAUUGCGCGCGUAUAUCUCGCAGCACGGACUACACGGCGAGAUAGAGUUCUCCAACAAGAACGACACUCUCAUCAGCAUCCGGACCAACCUGAAGCCCACGCUGCAGCACCCCGAUGGCGUCUGGCGAUGGACUGUGCACGAGUUCCCAGUCGACUACCAGGACCUCUCCGACGAGAGGUGUUCUGAUGCUAGCCUAGGCACAGAACUCAUAGAUCUCACUGAGGAGCUGGGAUACCUGAUAAUACCUGGCAAAGAUCAUGCCGAGUUCGAAAGCAAGAACAGCUUGACCGGUCCUUUAGGCUUGUGGGGGAAGAGUAUAGUGUUGGAGACGGCGGAGAGGGACAGAGUGGUGUGCGCGUCUAUUCUGUCGACGGAGAAACUUUACGAAAAGUAUGCGGAGGCGAGAUUUACGUCUCCAAUCGCCGGGAGCCUCACUUUCCGCUGGCUAUACACGAGGGACUUCGACGAGUCCGACGCGUUCCUUCUCGCGGAUCUGUAUCACACGAAGGCCAAUCAGGACAAGGGGGAGUUCACUCAGCACAAGUGGAAGCUGUUUGUGACGGACAUAUUUGACUCGGACAAAGGCAACUACGAGGACAACUGUAACGUCCUGCAGGCAGUGUUCGACCCCGAGAACAGCGGGGACGGGAUGAGCGUGGGCGACCUGGACUCGCGCUUGGGUCUCAUCCGGGUGGCGACGGACCCGAGCGUGCGCCGGCUGAGGCGGCUUUACAAGGACGAGGUGCUGGGCCUUCUGCGAGCAGACAUGGAGGUGACCCGCCGUAGCCUCUACGUCGUCAUUUACGAUAACCGGCAUGCCGACAGCUUUCUCGCCUGCGCUAAGCUGCGUCCCAGCCAGCCCAAGAAUGCCAAGGCUUUGAUCAACAUGGACGGCAUCCGGGGCACGGUGGACUUCGUGCAGCGGUCACCGUUCGACCCAACAUGGGUGAACUUCCAGCUGGGCGCAGCGGACCAGGAGUACGAGUCCAACCUGCGCUUUGUGGGUGCCAUGCAGCAGUAUAACAUUCGGCAGGUGCCGGCGCGCCUACUCGGCCCCGACCUCGUACACUCCAUGUGCAAUACCACCGGAGAAUUAUACAAUCCCACCGGAAUUAAUCUGAACGAUGUGCCUCCGCCAGGCAUGGGCACGAUGGACCAGUACCCGGUAGGUGCGCUGCUGGGCAAGUACAAGGAGCGCACGGAGUACCUCAACCACCGCUACCUGCUGCCAGGCCUGGCGGACGAGCUGAGCGGCGCCUACUGGGAUGUUUAUCUGCCGCUUUACGGCCGCCACAGCGUUAUGCACAGGCCACUUGUGCUCGAGAGACGUUCGCCAAAGCCGGAGGUGUGCGGUACGCUGCUGUCGUACGAGGAUAACACGGAGUACCAGACGCCGAUGACCUCGGCUCAGGUCAUCUUCCGCUACCCGUUAGUCGGCCGCGUCAUAUUCCGACAGCCGCAGGACAGGCCCUGGGAGGAUACAACCAUCAUCAUCGAAGAUAUGGUACACGCGGACGGUUCGAACGUGAACAACACGUUCGAGCACCGGUGGGCUGUACACGAGCAGCCGCCCGGCAAGGACUACUACAACUGGACGGGCCGCUGCCUCAGCGCCGGCAAGAUGUUCGACCCCGCCGAUCUCGACCUCGACACGCGCCACCCCGACAUCUACUGCCGGCCCGGCCUCGCCCUCUGCAGGAUCGGGGACCUCACAACCAGGCACGGCACGCUGGCGGUGGCGGGCAAGAAGCGUGACAGCGCGCAGUUAACGCGCAAGCUGUUUACGGACACGUCGCUGCCGCUGACGGGCAGGAACUCGGUGCUGCGGAGGUCGCUGGUGAUCUACGACGACCACGGCCCCGUCGCGCGCGGAGAGAGAAUGGCUUGCUCCUUAAUCAACGGGCUGCACCGGCGCAAAGCGGUGGUGCGCGACUGGUUCGGCAACGGGCAGCGCGAGGCGCCCGCCGGCCGUCUGGAGCUGGUGCAGCAGUCCGAGUACGACGUCACCAACGUGCAGGUGCAGCUGUCCGGACUGCGCGACGCGCACAACUACAUGCUGCAUGUGGUGCCGGUGGAAAAGGAGCUGGAGUUUCCGUGCGAGCGGACCACGCUCUACGACGCCUACAAUCCCUUCCACGUCAACAAGUCGCUCAGUCCGCCGCCCAUGAAAGGUACAGCCGACCAGUACGAGCUCGGUGACUUCGGUGACAAGUACGGCUUGUUGGACGACUUCAAGUCGUUCAACGCGGUAUUCAACGAGACGCAGAUGUCGCUAUUCGGUCCCUACAGCAUCCUCGGGCGCUCUGUCGUUAUACACCAAAAUAGCAAGAACCGUCGGUCGGCGUGCUCGAGCAUAGAGCGCGGCUACAGCCCGUCGGAGGCGCGUGAGAUCCGCGGCAUCGCGUCGUUCCACCACCCGGGCGGGUUCGCGCGCGGCUACGUGCGAAUGACGCAGCUCAUUCACAACGACGGCAGCGCCAGCGACACCGUCAUAGAGGUCAACUUGCGCUACCCCGGCGAGCGGGACAGGAACCUGACACACGGGCAUAAGUGGGAGAUCUUCGUGAACCCCGUGGGCGUGGACGCGGCGGUGAAGGUGACGAACACGCGCUGCGUGGCCGGCGGCUACAGGUGGAACCCCUACUUCACGCAGCUCGCAGAUCCUCUUAACCACGACUUGUACGAGGCGGAGUGCGGCGCGGACAACCCGCUACGCUGCGACGUGGGGGACCUCACCGCGCGCCUCGGCACCCUCACAAUAGGAGGCGAGCGGCAGAUGUUCAUGGACAGCAACUUCCCGCUGGAGGGCGCGGUGUCCGCCAUGGGCCGCUCCAUCGUGAUCUUCGGGCCGGAGCGCAGCAGCGAGCGCUUCGCCUGCGCCAACAUCCAGCCCGACAAGGACAUCAUCAAAUACGUCAACAUCAUGAAGCCGCCCCGAUUCGUUCUGGGCGCGUUCCUGGAGGAGAUGCGCGGUGUGAUGGGAGUGCCGGCGUGGAUGGUGGGCGUGGACUCGCGGCGCACACGCGAACUGCAUCACGGCGCCUGCGUCCAAGUCUUGCUGCACUUCACCGGCCCCGACGCCAACAGGCUCGAGCUAGACUUCACCAGAUUGCUGGCGUCGGGACGUCUGGACUCGCCCAGCAUCUUCAUCCCGGGAUACGUGAACAGCAAGCGCAAGCGCACCACCUCGCACCGUCACUGCGGCGUCACAGACCCCAACGAGAGGAAGAGUUAG
This is a messenger RNA of Papilio machaon (common yellow swallowtail), 3450 nucleotides long. RefSeq lists its product as uncharacterized. NCBI's taxonomy places the organism in Eukaryota, Metazoa, Arthropoda, Insecta, Lepidoptera, Papilionidae. Gene Ontology annotation, molecular function: metal ion binding. Gene Ontology annotation, biological process: superoxide metabolic process. The record is from RefSeq and is a predicted model, not a curated record. Bases 130 to 3450 code for a protein of 1106 amino acids. The transcript is spliced from 16 exons.